GAAAUACAGUGUCGUUAGAAUGACGUCAACCUUGAGUCGCUGAUGCAGUUGUCAAAUAUUUGCACGAUAGCUGAUUUGAUAUUCACAGCGAAAUUACUCACAAUUUAGACACAUACAUAGCUAUCUAGGUGGUGCUCCAUAUAUUCCGUUUUCCGAUCUAUGGAGUUUUUGCAGUUUCUAUCAUGGGCGUGCAUCGUAUUUACAGUCGGGAUGUUCUCGACUGGACUGACGGACCUGAAGAAGAUGAGAGCUUCCAAAAGUGCAGAUAACGUCCAGUUCCUCCCCUUCCUCACCACGUGCCUCAAUAACCUGGGCUGGCUGUAUUAUGGGAUACUGAAGACGGAUGGGACUCUGGUCCUGGUUAACACCAUAGGAGCCUGUCUACAGUCCCUCUACAUCCUCUGCUACUGCCACUACACCAAUGACAAGAGGCGAGUGACCUCUCAGACGUUACUAGCAGGAGGAGUGGUCUGUGGAGGCUGGCUGUACUUCAGUGUUGUCCUGCCUCAGGGAGAGUCUCAGCUGGCCCAGCUAGGUCUCACCUGCAGCCUGUUCACUAUCAGCAUGUACCUGAGUCCACUCGCUGACCUGAUGGAGAUAGUGCGUACUGGUAGUGUGGAGCGUUUGUCCUUCUCUUUGACUGUAGCUACCUUCCUCACCUCAACAUCCUGGACGCUCUAUGGACUACAGCUGCAAGACUACUAUAUCAUGGUUCCAAACACGCCAGGCAUUGUGACCAGUCUCAUCCGGUUCUUCUUGUUCUGGAGAUUUGCAUCUGUCAAUCAAGGUGUGCCAUCCUAUAAACUCAUCGAAAUCUAAGUGGCUGGAGACUCACACCAAUGGUUUCAAGGGAGAGAGAUAACAGGCUUCUUGACCCUAUCAUGGUCAGGCUGUCAAUCACUGAUAUUGUUACUCAUAUUGUAAAUGAUUCAUGAUCACUCCUACCCACCAAGGGUUUAAGAAGACUCUCCUCUCAAGGCAGAAGCUGUCCCUAAUCACAGAUCUAGGAUCAGAGUACCCUAGCAAUGGGGGAUGAAAAAUUAUGAAUAAAUAUCUGACCCUGUAUCAGUGGUUAGGGGCAUCUUCCUCAUCGUUCUCCCUCCACCACUUCCUUUUUGUGCCUUCUGUCCUAGUCUGGGACAUCAUUACUGCCACCUGAGAACUCAACCAUGGGCGGGACAGUCCUGCCCUGUCAAUCACAGUAGUCUCUGUUACCCAGUGGGAGGUUUUUUGCUCAGCAUCAAUGCGCUGCUAUUGGUUGAAUCGCUCUAACUGGGCAGGAUGAUCCCGCCUCUAGUGGGGUGUUAUAGUUGACUUGUGAACUAGGGGUGAACAACUGUUCCUGGUAGCCACAGUAUCUGCUGGGUUGUUCUUCUCUUUUAACUAGACUGAUGUACAUUUAGAAAGUUUUCAGACCCUUUGAGUUUUUCCACAUUUUGUUACGUUACAGCCUUAUUCUAAAAUGUAUUAAAUUGUUUAUUUUCCUCAUCAAUCUACACACAAUACCCCAUAAUGACAAAGCAAAGAGGUUUAUUUUUUUUCAUUUUGUACAUUUAUAAAAAAAAAAGUAAAAUAUCACAGUUGCAUAAGUCAGGCCCUUUACUCAGUACUUUGUUGAAGCACCUUUGGUUGCGAUUACAGCCUCGAGUCUUCUUGGGUAUGACGCUACGAGCUUGGCACAUCUGUAUUUGGGGAGUUUCUCCCAUUCUUCUCUGCAGAUCUUCUCAAACUCUGUCAGGUUGGAUGGGAACGUUGCUACACAACUACUUUCGGGUCUCUCUGGAGAUGUUAGAUCAAGUCCAGAGACUCGAAGCCACUCUUGUCUUGGCUGUGUGCUUAGGGACGUCUAAGGUCACCUGGAUAACCAGACGUCUAAGGUCACCUGGAUAACCAGACGUCUAAAGUCACCUGGAUAACCAGACGUCUAAGGUCACCUGGAUAACCAGACGUCUAAGGUCACCUGGAUAACCAGACGUCUAAGGUCACCUGGAUAACCAGACGUCUAAGGUCACCUGGAUAACCAGACGUCUAAGGUCUCGACUCGCUAGUUAAUCAGUUCUAUGAAUGGAUCCGUUAAGUACCACGGAGAGAUGAAGAGGCUCCUAGUAGUACUAGUGCUCCUAGUAGUACUAGUUGUAGUGCUCCUAGUAGUACUAGUACUAGUGCUCCUAGUAGUAGUGCUCCUAGUAGUACUAGUUGUAGAUGGGGUGUAGAGCCCUCAGUUGUCCAUCCCUACUAGGGUUGCCAAACUCCAGGAACUUGUUUUUCCAGACAUCCUGGUUGGAGGAUUCACAGAAUCUGAAGGGAAUAAGAAGGAAAUCUGGAGCCCUCCAACCAGGAUUUCUGGAAAACCAGGGAAUUUAUUGAAAGUUCCUAGAGUUUUGCAACCCUUUCCCUACUCUAAGCAGACAUGGCAUGUACUCUACAUCAUCGGUACUUGGUCUCUAAAUCCAUGAACUGAGGGAAGACUAAGAAUUCCAUUCGUAUUGUGUUUCAUACACAAUGUUUUUAUUUGGGUCGUAUGUCUUCGUGUGCACGUUGUGUUUUUAUGUUUUUAUUGGUUUACGUUUGUCCAAACUAAAUAUACUGUAAGUCUAUUGUCUGUGCUCUUGUUGUUGAUGCAUUGGAUUGUGUAUAGGGUAUUCUACAUAUGCUAUUUUAAUAGGAUAUUAUCACUCUGGAAAUAAGGGAGUUGGGGCUUUGCUGCUUCUUCGGACUGAUUGAAUAAAUGUUUUAUACUGUU
This is a messenger RNA of Oncorhynchus keta (chum salmon), 2743 nucleotides long. RefSeq names its product sugar transporter SWEET1-like. Gene Ontology annotation, cellular component: membrane. The record is from RefSeq and is a predicted model, not a curated record. Gene Ontology annotation, biological process: carbohydrate transport. The transcript has 6 exons. The coding region runs from base 160 to 819 and encodes 219 amino acids. Gene Ontology annotation, molecular function: sugar transmembrane transporter activity. Lineage: Eukaryota; Metazoa; Chordata; Actinopteri; Salmoniformes; Salmonidae.